AUGUCCACUGCUCCAAUAGCUCCAGCUUCUUACCCAUGGAACAUACCAGGCCGUAUCGCUGAGCUCAAGGCGAUAAUUGACAAUCCUGAAACAAGCGAUGAGCAGAAGAUAAAUGUGCAAGUAGCAAUCGACCUCUACGGUGGGAAGAUGCAGCCUAUACCGCGCGUCUGCAUCCAGGGUGGACAGGUCAUCAAUCUUCAAAGGCUUGAUUUCUCCCGCCCGUUCUGGAUGGAGGUACUUUCACUUUAUCAUUCCCCGAAGCUGGUUUAUCCCCUGUUCUCUGCUUACCCAUUUUCCAUCCAGGGCUAUCUCCAACAACUCUCAGCACAGACUGCAAUUCCCGCCACCGAGCCAGCGUCAUCGUCUACGCCAGCUGAAGCCGUCCCUGAGACUGUAAGCUCGGCAUCAGCUGCAGUCCAGCAUUAG
This is a messenger RNA of Trichophyton benhamiae CBS 112371, 426 nucleotides long. RefSeq lists its product as uncharacterized. The transcript has 2 exons. The coding region runs from base 1 to 426 and encodes 141 amino acids. Lineage: Eukaryota; Fungi; Ascomycota; Eurotiomycetes; Onygenales; Arthrodermataceae. The record is from RefSeq and is a predicted model, not a curated record.